AUGGGCAAAUCUAAUAAACCAACUAUUUUGUCCCAUUGUUUGGAUGAAGAUAUAGUGAUCAGUGGAAUAAGUGGUCGGUAUCCGGAGGCCGACUCUACCGAUGAGUUCGCUCACAAUCUGUAUAACGGAAUCGAUAUGAUUACCGAAGAUAACCGUCGCUGGCCUACAGAUUUGUUUGGAAUGAACUCUCGAAUGGGAAAAUUAAAAAAUAUCGAUAAAUUUGACGGACUUUUCUUCGGUAUAAUAAAUACAAUGUCGGAUAUUAUUGAUCCGCAAUCGAGAAUGGCUUUGGAGACCACAUACGAAGCUAUAAUAGAUGCCGGAAUAAACCCUCAAACUCUUCGGGGUUCAGACACUGGAGUGUAUAUCGGGUUCUCAUCGUUUGGUAUGCCUGACGGCGCCCCCGAAGACGUACAGCCAGACUCUCAGAGCAAUAUGACUGAAACCCUUAUGUGGUUACCCGGCUCUCAGAAGUGUCUGUACGCUAACAGAGUGUCGUUUGUGUUUGACUUUCACGGCCCGUCAAUGAUCAUCGACACCGCCUGCUCUUCCAGUUUGGUUGCACUCAAUGCUGCCGUCAAUGAUAUGCGAUUGGGAAAGUGUCGUCAAGCAAUUGUUGGCGGAACUCAGAUAUGUCUUCAGCCGUUCUCUAAUCAGAUCUUUCAAUCGACUCGUUUGAAUGCUUUGGACGGCAUUCCCAAAGUAUGGGACGAAAAGGCCGAUGGAUUCGUUAGAGGAGAGACUGUUUGCUGCCUUCUUUUACAGAGCAAAUCAAAUGCAAAGCGUAUUUACGCCACUGUUUUGAAUUCAGGAGUCAAUAUCGAUGGAAAUAAAAGAAUGGGAAUGUUUUACCCCUCGGCCGAGAGUCAGGAAGAAUUGAUGAUCAAAGUGUAUGAAGAGGCAGACGUGGAUCCGUUGGAAGUAAACUAUUUUGAAGCCCACGCCACGGGAACUAAGGUCGGGGAUCAGGUGGAAGCUAAAGCAAUAUACAACGCCUAUUGUGGAAAACCUAAACGAAACGGUACUUUAAAUGUUGGACUCCUUAAGAGUAACAUCGGUCACGCGGAGUGCGCCUCCGGCUUGUCGUCGGUCACCAAAGUAUUGUUAGCCUUUGAGAACGAAAUGCUUCCCAGGAAUUUGCAUCUGAAUAAUAUUAAGGCAAAUAUCAAAGAGUUUUGUCCGCCUCUUAACCCAAUCCUCGCUAAUACCAAAUACACUCCGGGCAUCGCUGGAGUGAACAACUUUGGUGUCGGAGGAGUGAACGCCAAUUGUCUUCUCGAACCUAAUUAUAAGGUUUGCGAUGAGAAUAGUCUUAAGAUUGCCGACACUAUUCCCAGGAUUGUUAACAUCUGUUGUCGAACACAACACGCAUUGAAUACUGUAUUCAAUUUUAUUGAGAGUAAUCCCCAAAAAAUUACUCGAGAUUUUCUGGCCUUAUUGGCAGAAACUAUGAGAAUUGAGCCGUCGGUUAACUCGAGUGGAUUUCCUUAUAGAGGCUCAAUGAUUAUUAAGCAAUUGGCUAAUAAUCAAUAUGAAUAUAAGAAACAGUCGGCAAUGUUUACAAUCAAAACUCAAAGGCCGUUAUACUUCUUGUUUCCCGGUUUGGGCGGACAAUGGGUUGGUAUGGCUAAGGCUUUGAUGCCUAUCAAGAUAUUUGCUGAUAAGAUUGAUGAAUGCCAUGAAAACUCAAUGUCUAAUAUGACGAACAAAUUCUGUGCCACAACUGCUAUAGAGAUAGCAUUAUGUGAUGUCAUCAAUGUCUUGGGCAUUACUCCCGACGGUAUUAUUGGCCACUCCUUUGGCGAAAUAGCAGCCGCUUAUGCCGACGGAUGUCUUAACACACGAGAGGCGAUGUUUGUUACCUAUUAUAGAGGACUUGUGACCGAAAGUGAUAAAAAGAUACCGAAAGGUCUUAUGGCUGUCGCCGGUCUCUCGUGGGCUGAAGCGAAGAGAUUGUGUCCCAAAGGA
Medioppia subpectinata is the source of this 1968-nucleotide messenger RNA. Lineage: Eukaryota; Metazoa; Arthropoda; Arachnida; Sarcoptiformes; Oppiidae. The record is from the annotation of a GenBank genome assembly.